UUAAUUAAAUAAUAAUAAUAAAAAUAAAAAAGAACACGCCGAAAAUGGGAAGCGGAAGCCGAGUAUUGCUGUGUAAAUCAACAUCCUCGCUCGUCUUCUCUGGGUUCGCACCUGCUUUUGCUUGUUCUUGCUUUCAGCUCAGAUUCAAAUCCUUCCCUCCGUCACCGAAUAGCUCGAGAGCUCAGCAACAUCAUCGCAUGGCGGCCGAAGCUUCAUCUUCUGCAAAUGACGGCGCUGCGUCGCCUUCUCCUUCACCUUCUCCUUCUCCUUAUCCUUCUCCCGCCUCUGCUAUUGAUUUUCUGUCUUUAUGUCACAACCUCAAGAAAACGAAGAGAGCUGGAUGGGUGAAGAGAGAUAUAAUCAAUCCCGAAUCAAUAUCUGAUCACAUGUACAGAAUGGGUUUGAUGGCUCUUAUUGCUCCUGAUAUUCCCGGCAUUGAUAGAGCCAAGUGCAUAAAAAUGGCCAUUGUACAUGAUAUUGCAGAAGCCAUUGUUGGAGACAUAACCCCUUCUGAUGGGAUAUCUAAGGCACAGAAAAGUCGACAAGAGCGGGAAGCUUUAGACCACAUGUGCAAAUUGCUAAGAGGAGGGUUGGGAGCCAAUGAAAUCAAUCAAUUAUGGAUGGAAUAUGAGGAGAAUUCGUCACCAGAAGCCAAAAUUGUGAAGGACUUUGACAAGGUGGAGAUGAUACUUCAAGCUUUAGAAUAUGAAAAUGAGCAAGAGAGGGAUUUGGAUGAGUUUUUCCAAUCAACUGCUGUGCCCAAAGUAGCCUUUAACAGAACCGUCUAGGCUGGAUAUGUGGGUUUUACUGGCGCUGGACGCUCGGUGCCUUGGGCCGUCAUACCGUCGGACACAUCGGUGCCUGCUGGGUGUGUAAUAUAAUUGGGCAUAAAAGCCAUAGGAAUAAUCAUAUCGGAUACUUGAUGCCUGUUAAUGAUUAUUCAAGCAAUCAUAAAUAAGGGAUAACCAUAACAGACACUUGGUGCCUACCAAUGCUAUCCGAGCAUAGAAGCCAUGUGCAGUACUGCUAAUCUUAUCCUUUCUUAGCAUGUCAAUCUAUCCAACCCAUUAACUAUUGUCUAGGCGUACUCGGGCUAAUUUUUUAUCAUUAGCAAUUCAAUGUUCUCAUUAUUUAAUCAUUUAGGUAUCAUUCUUUUAUAAUUCCAUCAUAAUCUCAAUCAUCAUGGAAACAUAAGUCUCAAACACAAUUUCACAUGCCAUUCAUGCUUGACAUGUCAUGGCAUUAAUCAUAAUUUACAAUUUACACAAUUAUGCUUGCAUUUCAUAAAUUUCAGGUUUGGUAUCUCCACUUUUUUAAUAUAUUUGGUGAAGGUACAGUAGGAAUUAGGCCAUACCCUUUUCAUGAGAGUUAUAGAUCUAUGUCUUAUGUUCAUUUUGGCUUUAGAAUCAUUCAAUUUGCAUUUAUAUAGCUUGAGUUAUGACCAUUUUGCCAAAACUGUUCAGGUGACCAAUUUUCAGUUUUUAGGUCACUUCCAGAAUCAAGGCAGAUUUUUGGACUCAUUUUGUAAAGCAAAUUUGGAUAGGUUAUAGUCAUAAUUUGACAUCAUGUUCUUCAUAUGAAUUGUUCCCCUGUCUCAGGAUCACACAAGUUCAAAUAUUAUUCAAUUUGGAGUUUUGUAGAGUGAGUUAUGGUCAAUUUAGUGUGUA
Molecule: messenger RNA, 1667 nt
Organism: Hevea brasiliensis (rubber tree)
Lineage: Eukaryota; Viridiplantae; Streptophyta; Magnoliopsida; Malpighiales; Euphorbiaceae
Exons: 8
Coding region: 45-788 (247 amino acids)
Cellular component (GO): cytoplasm
Molecular function (GO): 5'-deoxynucleotidase activity
Source: RefSeq, a predicted model, not a curated record